CAUAAACUAAAACACUCGACAUUACCUAGUAAACAUUCAUUAAAUUUAUUAACUUAACUAACAUUACAUAACCUAUACAGGCUCUAUUAAUAGACUCACGGCUCUCCCACGCCCCCCUUGCCCAGAGUGAACCCCCUUGUCGACCAGCCAGAAAGCGUUAAAGUCGUUGGGUCCGUUCUCCACCCCCAGACUUAUUGCUAACAAUUCCUGCAACAAGUCAAGCCGACUUUCAUAAGUUUCGGCGGCUUUAAACCCUUUUACCAUUUGAGAGGCCGACUCGACCAAACCUCAUCCUCUUUGCUCGACAUCACGAGAUAUUAUUCAUUUUCUUCUCUCUUUUGCCAUUUAUACAUCGCGUUUGUUACUCGAGAUUAAUUCCUGUAAUCGAGAGUGAAGGACAAAGGCAGACCAUCGUAUAAUCCUCCAUCGCCACAUAAAUCAUAACAGCGCCUCAGCAUGCCUACCCCCUCUAAUAAUCCGCCCCCUGAACUUCCUCCUCGAACGCAUAGCUCUUCAUGUCCCGAUCCCGAAGAAGCAGCUCGAAAUAGUUGGCGACCAGACCAAGAUGGCCUCGCGAUGAAUAUCGAUGGCCAAGAAGUCGAUUCAUCAUCACCCGAACCCGUCAGUGCUCCACCGCCCGCCGCACUCCAGUCCGACAUCUCAGAUUUGCUUUCCGCCACCGAGUCUCCUAGACCGGACUCGAGGAGCGGAACCGAACCCACUAUUCUCUCUUCUGACCGCGCCGAUUCGCCAUCCGACUCCACGACCGCAACGUACAAGCCGACCGAUGCCGAUGAUGACGCAUCGGCUAGGGGCGAUAUGGAAGCCUUGCCGACUCGGCAGCGACGGAGCGGCGCAUACGAACUUGCCUCGUCUAUCGGCGCGGACGGUGAAAAGCUAGAAUACGGAACGGCGCUCAGUCGCUCCCAUGACGAUGCCUAUGCGCCUUCGAUGGGGUUUGAUUACUCUAACGUUCGAAUAAUACCUACCUCUCCAUCGUCCUUCCUGCGGCCGGGAAGUCGAUUCCACGGUACUCAGCAGUCGGAACGACAAGUGUAUGAUGUACAAGUAGAGAUCAAGUAUGUCGACUUGCGAGAAUCGUUUCUAUGCGGUUUUCUUAAGAUCCAAGGCCUCACGGAGGACAAUCCGACCUUGACGACGUACUUCGAAGGCGAGCUCAUCGGCAGCAAGUACGGCUUCAUCACGAAGCACGAGAAUUGGGGCGCGACAGAAAAGAUCGAUCUGAACCACUGGGGCAAGUUCUCGGCCUUCCGACAGUACUCUAAGCAAGUACGCAGAGGACCCGUCGCGAUUCCGAACUUGGCCCAGCGCGAGAAUAUCUUCAUGCGCUGGAAGGAACACUUCCUCGUCCCCGACCAUCGCGUCCGCACUAUUAAUGGCGCCAGCUUCGAGGGCUUCUAUUACAUCUGCUUCAACCAAAAAGAGGGCAGUGUUAGUGGUAUAUAUUUCCACUCCAAGAGUGAAAAAUUCCAACAAUUAGAACUUAAGCACGUCGAGGAUAAAGGCUGUUUUGGCGACAUUGAAUUUCGAUAAUUGGCAUUCAACCUUUUUCAUCUAUAGAUGAAUAAUCGACCGACCUUUCGAGGCCGUUUGAUAGUAAAUAGCACCACUGCUCACUUAGUCGGUAGUAAAUAAGAGCAGCAGCAUGUCGGGGGACCGUAUUAGCUGGCAUCUCAAAUCCGUAACACAGGAAUGAAGAUAGCACGGAAAACGAAAUCGGGUGAGAUGUGGCACAGAAGGGAUGCAAGUUUAUCCGCCCCUGAAUUGGGGACAUGAUGUUCAUGACGAGAAUAGUGGCAUUUCACGACUUUGCGGCGAGGGGGUAUAUUACAGUUAGGAGGUCAAGGCCGUACUCCGAGUGUACAUAAUGAUGAUCAUAAAUUUACGCAUAUGCGCA
Messenger RNA from Annulohypoxylon maeteangense, 1918 nucleotides. RefSeq names its product vacuolar import and degradation protein-domain-containing protein. The record is from RefSeq and is a predicted model, not a curated record. The coding region runs from base 457 to 1554 and encodes 365 amino acids. Gene Ontology annotation, cellular component: extrinsic component of membrane; GID complex. Gene Ontology annotation, biological process: protein catabolic process in the vacuole; negative regulation of gluconeogenesis; protein targeting to vacuole. The transcript has 5 exons. NCBI's taxonomy places the organism in Eukaryota, Fungi, Ascomycota, Sordariomycetes, Xylariales, Hypoxylaceae.